This is a messenger RNA of Penicillium oxalicum, 3408 nucleotides long. RefSeq lists its product as uncharacterized. Lineage: Eukaryota; Fungi; Ascomycota; Eurotiomycetes; Eurotiales; Aspergillaceae. Bases 1 to 3408 code for a protein of 1135 amino acids. The record is from RefSeq and is a predicted model, not a curated record. The transcript has 4 exons.
AUGGCGAAUCAGCCACCCCCUCCAUUUGGUGGCUACCAGGCCCAGGCCCAACAGUGGCCAUUUUUGUUCCCUCCCAUGAUUCCCGCAAACUUCACACCAACCCCGGACAUGUCUUCAACAAUGCCCCAAGCGCUGCCAGACCCCUCUCAAGCUUUUCAAUUCGGCUUUCUUGGCCCUACCGGAAGCCACGGCCUGUCUGCUCCCGGCAACUUUAGCGAUUCCAGCAUGCCUCGACCCCCACAAUUUCCUUUCGGCAAUUCAGUUGAUAUUUCACAGUUCCAGCAGUCGACUUCUCAUUUGCCUUUCGCUGGUUAUGUAGCCCCUCAAGCGCAAGGACAUGCUGGCUUCAGCGCCGAAAUAUCGCGUUCCUCUCAGCAACGCUCAUCCGAUGCACGGAACCAUGAGAUGUCACGAGGUGAAGCUGCCGACAAUCAAGUACCUCAGAAUUCGUCGCGCGAGGAGGGUGAGAUUAGCGAAGGCGAGAUUGUGUGCGACGGAAAGGGAGAGGCUGUCGCGAAACCACAGUCGAGCACUCGAGUCGCGAAGCGCCAACGCGUCAGAAACGCGUCCAUAUCAGCUUCGCCUUCAUCAAGCUCGACUAGAAGCAGCUCACCGUACAACCCCCCACUCUCAGUCUCAGUAGACGCAGGAACGAUCAGUUCCAAUCCCACACGAACGCAGUCAAACGAGACGGGUAAAACAGCAAUUACAUCGUCAACCCCGAAUAUCGCACCAUCUCUUCGUGUUCAAGCACAGGGCGCUUUGCUCAGUCUCGCACCACACAAUAUUCGAUUCAACGAGUUGGUAGCGGAAGGAAUAAACCCGGUAAUCCUGAGGAAACUUUACGAGGAAGUUGGUAUCAGAGUCGAAUCUUCCCAGCCGUCGGCUCCAGUCGCUGUUAUCGCCGCAGGUGCAGCCGAAAAACACAACGCAACCGGUGUCAAAACUCAAGUCGAGAUCUUGCCACGGGGCGAUAGCACACCACGAACUAGCAAUGCCGAAUCCGAUACAAAGCAACCCAUGGAGAGAAAAGAAUUGAUUGCCAAGAUGCUCGCGGCCAAAGCUGCUGCAAGAAAUUCUCAACCCGCCGCAUCCAAAUCGUCACCUGAGCAGAGUCACGCAUCUGUGAAAUCGCAAAGCUCGCCUACCAAUGGUGACGGCAAGGCAGCAGAGAAGAUUGCUCCUAUCAAGGAGAAGAAUAAGGCUCAAACGGAGCUUGCGCGGCAGCGUAUUGAAGAGCUCAAGAAGCAGGCUCUGCUGAGGAGCCAACAAAAGGCCCGCCAAGAAGCUCAGGGUCAGCAAGACGGGCAAACAGUUCAAGGCAAUCCACCUCCGGCAGUUCACCAUCCCUUACCAGUUCGCCCACCGGCGCCUCGCAAGUCCGCCGCUUCUACGAUUCCGGGCCUUUCUCUAGCGAAGUCUACACCAGCUGGCGAUGUUAACAGCACUGAUGCACCCCCCUCUGGAAACUCCAUCAAUUUGACACCGUUUGACAGGCCGAAUCUGCGAAAGCGGCCAAGAGCGUCUGACUUUGACGAUUCGGGCGUGAAUGAAAAUCACAUUUCUCAUGCGACGCCUCCUCUUUCCUACAACAAUUCAGACAGACUAAUUAUCCAUAUUAGUGAUGAUGAAUCGUUGUAUGGGGAUGAUGAAGUCGACAAAAUGGAUAUGGGGUCGAACAUUGAGCUGGAACCAGCAAAUGAGGUUGUCAACACGUCUGUCAAUGGGUCCCAGUCGGCAUUCCAGCAAUCUGGUCCGGGAACUGGGGUCUCUACAACCCCUCAGCCCUCAACACUCGGUAGCGAUCCGGAACAGAUGAGGCAGAGAACAUUAGAGAUCCAGGCUUUGCAUCGGAAAAUUGCGGAGAUGGAAGAGAAACGCAAGGCCAAGCUCGCUGCGAGCAGAACUCAAUCUCCGCUUGUUGCGGUUGAUACGGCCGCUACGCCCGUGGUAUCCGGUGCUGCAUCAGCUGUCGAAGAAGCAAACCACUCUGACGCUGCCACAACCGAUCAAGGUUCGACGAAACUUGCGGGGGAAGAAGCUGUACAUGAGACACAAGAAGAAGAAGAAAUCCAGCCUGGCCAAUUUCCCUCGAAUGUGCCUACAACGAUUGAAGCCUCGGCCGACACAGUUCCCUCCACCAAGUCUUUAGAAACGUCGAACUUAGACGUGCCGGCGCCUAGUUUGGCCGAAGAAGGAGUUGCUCCGGGUCAGGCCCCAGUGUCUACCGGUUCAGACACGCCGGGGACGGAGGCUCAGGAUACAAGCUCAGAGGACUCCAGCUCUGACGAAACAAGCUCUGAGUCUGCUUCAGAUGUGUCGAUGUCUGAAGACUCUAGUUCCGACGAUUCCAGCGCAGAAAGUGAAUCUGCAGAGGAAGACAACGAAGUUGAUGUCCCAGAGACAAAUGGUGUGACGAGCCACCCGAAUGUGGCAAAUGAUGGCCACAUGCAAGUCGACAGCGUUUCCAAUGAAAUUUCGGAGGAGACAAGUUCUCCAGCUCUUGUCGACCUCAUGGAGGAAGCCAACGGUAUAGACGAAGCCGAAGAAGAUGACUAUGAGCCGACUGACAAUAACGGACAUGACCAUGAUAUGUCAGAUGCGGCCUCUUCUCCAGACUCAGAAGCUUAUGAGCCCCCCGAGCCUGACACGGGAAUGGAAUCUCCUCAUUCCUCCUACAGUCCUCCCCCUCCCGACAUCGAAGCAAUGUCUACGGAUGUUGACCUUUUACUCGACUCGUUUGAAAAAUAUGACCCACAAGAUGCGGCGCCUCGGGUGGUUAACCAGGAAGCACAGCCGGUGUACAGGGGUUCAGAAUCAGACAUCCUUGGUAUCAAUACGCCAUCGAAUCCUACGGUUUCCAAUUUUACAGCAUACGUCAGUCCCUUGCGAUACUUCAAGGCCUAUCGCUACCAUCCUCGCUACACCAAUGAGGUUUCGGACGGUUACCGUUCGCUAACUUACAGCAACGACAUAAAUCCGAUGAAAUACCUUUGCAAGUACGAAUUUGCGGGCGGCGUGUGCAAUGACCGUUCGUGUCAAUUCCAGCACUUUCGUGACAUGAGUCUAAGCGCUCAUUCGCUCUCUUCCUCCCCAUUUAUCCCUCCCAAUUUGACACAUUUUCGCGUCUCCGAUCUUCCGUCACUCUCGCGGCUAUUUCUUUUUGACCCCGUGCGCUUGCUGACCACAGUGCAAUUAACAUUGGUAGAUGAUAAUAUUCUCAUUGAAAUGGGAUCUGUCCGUGAAGGACGAACCAAAGAAGAGAAGGAAGCCUAUCUCGCUGGGUUGAAGGGCAUCAUCAACGACCUGCGGCGUGACAAGGUGAAAGACUUCAGCACCGUCGCCUCUGAGAUAGCCUCAUACCGUAGGCGCUUUCUCCAAGACGAAUCACGCGUCUUGCCACUGUAA